AUUUACUUUUAUAUAAAAAAAAAAUGGUUUCCGUGCCACCGAGCAUAAAAGUUGGAAGCUUCCAGUUAUAUUUUCACUUUCAACUUGCUACUUUCUGUAGAAUAUUGACAGAUCCUCUAUAACGAAGUAUCACCAUGCAGAUGAAGGCAGCCAUCUUAAUUGUGCUCGUCGCACUCUUCAUGAUCCAGCAAAGCGAAGCUGGUUGGUUGAGAAAAGCUGCCAAAUCUGUAGGAAAAUUUUACUACAAACACAAAUAUUACAUCAAAGCAGCCUGGAAAAUUGGAAGGCAUGCCUUAGGUGAUAUGACUGACGAGGAAUUCCAAGACUUUAUGAAGGAAGUUGAACAAGCCAGAGAGGAAGAGCUUCAAAGCAGACAGUGAACAUUUUCGAAGUUCGACCAAACAAAGAUCAAAUGGACGGAAAAGGAAACGACAUCGAUUUAAGAAUAUCUUUUUUCAUUGUAAACGGAAAUGCAUAAAAUAAAAAGAGGCGCCAUAUA
Molecule: messenger RNA, 499 nt
Organism: Styela clava
Lineage: Eukaryota; Metazoa; Chordata; Ascidiacea; Stolidobranchia; Styelidae
Product: styelin-E
Source: RefSeq, a predicted model, not a curated record